CACGUGGAUGCCGCACAAAGCCGCGGUAGCAGCGCAAGUGUCAGUCAAGACAAGUCGCUGCCUGUGGCUCGCCUCAUCGCAUGCUCUUCACUACCUGUGUGAAUACUGAACAGUGUUCUGUGUGUGUAUAGAUGGUGGUUCCUGCCUUUGUGAAUUAACAGUGCUGCUCUGCUUCUAACUGAAUCACGAUGGACCCACCAGACGAAGACCCGAGCGACAAUGAUCAGAGGCCGGCAUUAGAUGAUUUGGUUCCUAGGAAUUACCAACUUGAGAUGCUUGAAGCGGUGCUCAGGGAGAAUUCGAUUGUUUACUUGCCAACUGGGGCAGGAAAAACAUUCAUCGCGUACCUGGCCAUGAAGCACUUCUCGGAUAAACUAGACAUGCCUAUUUCUGCUGGUGGUAAGCGAAUUUUCUUCGUUGCUUCAAUGGUUGCUCUGGUAAUUCAGCAGUACAACGUGAUUCAACGACAGUCACCGUUCACCGUUGGCAUGUUCAAUGGCGCCAUGAAUGUGGACAGUUGGACAAAGGAGCAUUGGCUCGAACAACUUGAAUCAAACGAGAUUUUAGUGAUGAGCACUCAAAUCCUCUUGAAUAUUAUGGACAAGGGCUACAUGAAAAUGAGUAACAUUAGUCUCUUGGUCAUCGAUGAGUGCCACCAUGCAACCAAAGGCCACCCAAUGAGCCAGCUCAUGAAAUACCACUACAACGAAAAUGAUGCAGAUAUGCCGCGAAUAAUGGGACUUACUGCCACUUUGACUAAAACUUGCGUGAGUGACGAGAGCGCUCUGAACAUGCGCUUGCAAGAAUUGGAAUUAAAUCUUCAUUCGAAGAUCGUGAAACACGACAACGAUGAUGACUUGAAAGGCCUCUAUGCAAACCCUGAUAUUCGUGUGUACCAAUCUCCUGCCUCUGAUGCGGCAGCUGAAGAAAGGGCUAAAAAGAUAGAGAAGAUCUUGACAAAUGUGCCUUUCUUACUUCAGAACAAAGAAGGAUUAGACUUGUUUAGCUUGGAAAUUCAAAAAGAAUACAAGGAACUGGGAUAUUUGCUCACAAAAAAAGGCGGUAUCAACCAUGACCUGCAACUAGUAAUUUUGGACAUUUUGCACCAUUUGAAUAAUUUGGAUGUUUUUCCAGCAAAGCUUGCACUGAAAUACCACCUGGCCAGAUUGAAAGUUUUGAGGAAGACAGUGGACGGUAAAAAAUUCGAGUUAUUGAACAAAAUGCUGGAACAUCUUGCACUUGUGCAGGAGGAAAUGGAAGAGGCCAUGUCACCAUACAAGGAUAACAUGUUACAGAUGUUCCAUUACUCGUGUCCAAAAGUCCACUUCCUCUUUACUGUCUUGGCAGAGGAGACUUUCAAGUACAAAGAAGAUGAUUUCCGCCUGUGUGGUAUUGUGUUCACGCAGAGGAGAGUGACAGCUAUAAUUCUCUAUCAUUUAAUGAAGAUCGCAAUGGAGCACGACCAGAGGUUCGCCCAAGUGAAACCAGACGUAAUUCUCGGCUGCAACAAGAGCGUUUUUGGAACCAUGGAGUACGCGUGGGACUCGUCAAAGUUGAGAAAGAGCGUUGCCAGAUUCAACAAGGGCAUCACCAACCUGUGCUUUGCAACCAACGUGCUGGAGGAGGGGAUCGACAUCCCUCGCUGCAAUAUUGUUGUCCGAUUUGACAGGAUCACGACAAUGACUUCGUUCAUCCAGUCCAAAGGUCGCGCCCGAGACCAGAAAGCCACUUUCAUUGUGUUGGACGAUAACUGUGAAUUUGACCAAAAAUUGCCCCACUACAUGGAAAUUGAGAAAGUACUGAAAACGAUUCAAACAGAAUCCGAUGGAGCUGAAUCUCUGGAUUCAGAAAAACCUCUUUACAGGACAGUAAAUGGCGCUAUUGUUACCUUGCAAAAUUCGACCCGAUUGCUUUUAAGGUACUGCGCCUCGUUGACCAGAAGGAGGCUUGCCGGUUGCGAACCGCACUGGUUUUUCAAAUCCGGACCGGAUAAAACUGUCCAGGUCUCUCUUGUUUUACCUGCAGGAUCACCACACAGAAAUCCUAUCAAAGGCGCCUGGCUUAAAACCCUGAAACAAGCCAAGUCUUCGUGCUGUGUGGAGGUCUUAAAGUUGCUUCACUCCAGUGACGAACUCGACGAUUGGCUUUUGCCAAAACGAAGAACCAUAGAGAUUGCCGAGUUAAACAGCAAGGAGGUGUUCAAGCAUUACAAAGGCAAUGACGAAGGUGGUCAAGCGUCUGAUGGAGCUGGAAACUUGCGCAUCCACCCGAUUCUGUUUCCAGAAACGCUUCGAGACAUCGCCCCAGUUGCCGGGAAAGAGGUGUAUUUACAUUUGCUCAACUUUGAGCCAGGCUUUGGCUGUCCAGUUAGCAACGAGCAAAGAGGCUAUCUUUUCGAUGUGACGAAAAGCAAGACGCAUGGGCUGGCGUUUUUGACUUCAAAGCCUUGGCCACGGUUGUGCAAAUUUCCGGUCUACCCCAACUAUGGAGAGAUCACAGUGGAGGUCGUGACAAAUGCGGACACCAUCAAGCUGAGCCAAGAAGAGUUGGAGAAAGUACGACAGUUCAACCAGAUGCUUUUUGAGCAAAUCCUGGAGCUCAAGCACAACUUCCUGUAUUUAAACUACGAAAGUGGCAAUUGCAACAUGCUUGUGGCGCCUACUCAUCAGAAGGUUCAAGGGGGAAUCGCGAAGACAGUGAUCGACUGGUCAGUGUUGCGAUCUGAAAUAGGAGUUGACUUGAAUUGCUUAGAAGUGUGUCGUAAAGACGGCAGCCAAAGUUUGCUGGGAAGAGUCAUAGUGGCUACGCACAAAGAAGACAAAAAGGACAAGCCAGCAAACUCAUGGAAAUACAUUGUGACCAAAGUGAGGGAUGACAUGAGUCCUCUGUCAGCAUUUGAGGACAAUGGAGCAUACAAAGACUAUGCUCAAUACUUCAAGGACAAGUAUGAGAAAAUAGUGACUGACAAGCAGCCUUUGUUGGCAGUUCGGCCCAUUUCUUUGAAACUGAAUAUGCUGACGCAGGGGAGGGACAAUGCUACGCCAAGAAAGUGCUCCCGCACGUUUUUGAUCCCUGAGUUAUGUUCAAUUGUUGCCAUCAACCAAAUUUUCAGCUCCAAGUUGUGGCUGAAAGCAUGCAUGAUGCCCGCAGUGAUUAACAGGAUUUGCUGGCUGCUCACAGCGGACGAGUUUCGCCGAACCAUCAAUAAAGAGACUAAGAUCGGUGUUGAAGAACUGCCAGAAGGAAUGUCUUGGGAGCCUAUGGAUGUGAAAACAUUUGAUAUCAAGUAUGUCACACUUCCAAAAGCGAACAAGUUUCGAAAAAGCCAGUGGAAGCCCCACUUCAACAAGAACAAGAUCAAAGAAGAGGAUGGAAGCCAUCUGAUAGAUUUUCAUUACAACCUGCUCACAGUCACUGACAAUCAAAUCGAAGCUUACGCAGAGCUUGCAAGCAAAACUCUUGAAACAUCGCUGGUCAAUUCUCAGGGUGCUUUCAUGGAAAGGGACAACCAAAUAGAAGUGAAGCCACUGAGUUUCCUUACGGUGAGAAGCGACAUUGGGCCUCAGCUUCACUGCAUCUACAAGGCAUUAGCAACCACCUCUGCCAACGACGCCGUGGACAUGGAAAGGUUGGAGAUUCUUGGCGACUCCUAUCUCAAAUACGCAAGCGCUGUGUAUUUGUAUGAAACGCACGACAACUUCUCCGAGGGAGCCAUGACCGAGAUCAAAUCGAAGAUUGUUGGCAACAGGAAUCUCUAUUACUGUGCCUUGAAGAAAGACAUCCAGCGAUUUGUCCACACGCACAGAUUCAGUCCGAGAACUGAAUGGAAGCCGCCCAAUUAUGAAGUGUCCGCUCAAGUGAAAGAAGCGGCUAAAAAGCAGAAUUUCAAGCAAAGUGCUUUGAUGGAGCAACUAGGCGUUGAAAUCCAUGAACCGACGCAUACCAAACACAUGCGUAGUUAUUAUUUGUUUGUUGAUAUGCACGAGUGCUCUGACAAGGCGUUGUCGGACACGGUUGAAGCCCUGAUUGGCGCCUAUGUGGAAAGCUGUGGCUAUGUCGCCGCUGCUGAUUUGUUGGCUUGGUUCGGCAUUGUGCCCGCUUCUCUCAAGUCCUUGUUGACCAAGCCACCUGUGUUCACUUUUUAUCAAGAUUGCUUGGACCCUGGAGUGGAACUGUCAUCAGAAAUUAAUCGUUUCGUACCAAAUAUGAAAAGGCUGGAAGAAGUGCUCGGAUACAAAUUCCAGAAUGCAGGCUAUUUGUUGGAAGCGCUCACCCACGCUUCUUGCAUGUCUAAUCAAAUUACGGCCAGCAACGAACGGAUGGAAUUCCUCGGAGACGCAGUGCUUGACUUCCUCACCACGUGCCACAUUUACGAACAUUGCGGCAACCUCUCUCCUGGGGUCGUGACUGACGUGCGCUCGUCCAUCGUGAACAACAACGUGUUCGGCUCGUUCGUGGUGCGCUACGGACUGCACACCUUCCUCUUGCACAAUUCGUCGCUUCUCUUUGGGUUCAUUGACAACUUUGUCGAGCAUCAGCAAAUGAACAACCAUGUCAUUGAUGACGAGUCCCUCUUUGCCAUCUCCGAAGACAACCACGUGAAAGUGGCCAAAUGCGUCGAGAUUCCCAAGGUGCUCGGCGACUUGUGGGAAAGCGUGGCAUGCGCGGUUUACUUGGACUCUGGAAAGGAUUUGGUUACGACCUGGAAUGUCUUCUAUCCCCUGAUGAAAAACGAAAUUGAUCGUUUUGUUGCCAAACCUCCCAUUCAGCCUUUCCGCUUGCUUCUGGAAACUUACGGAAACAAGAAUUGUACAUUCGAGGUUGUUGAUGCAACAGUAGAAAAGCACAUGGUGCGCUUGACUGUGAAGUAUGGCCCAAACAUCUACACCUGUCACGGAAUGGGUGGAAGCCUCAGAUACGCCAGAAACGCCGCCUCUAAGUAUAUGCUGAAAAUUAUCGAGGCGGACACUUCAAAUGAGACCAACCAGAAAGCAUAAAAUUUUGAUUCAAGACUGGUUAAGCAACGAAAUUGCAAUAAGCAUUCUCCUGCAGAAGCAGUAUAUUACCUGUUGAAUGUUUUAUAUCUUUGCGACAGCAGUUAUAUUUUAUGAACUCUGACCACAAAUGAUUUUAUGCUUUAGCUGAAUAUUUUUAAAGGUUUCGACAUUUUUCUGUGUUUAUAUUUUUGUAAGAGACUGAAACACUCAAAUAAUGAUAACUGUCGCACAUCUCAUUACGUGCUAUGAAAUUUUAAACGAAAGACAAUAAAUAAGGGUGAUAAUUCAGAAGAAGU
Molecule: messenger RNA, 5293 nt
Organism: Cloeon dipterum
Lineage: Eukaryota; Metazoa; Arthropoda; Insecta; Ephemeroptera; Baetidae
Product: endoribonuclease Dicer-like
Exons: 31
Coding region: 189-4997 (1602 amino acids)
Biological process (GO): apoptotic DNA fragmentation; pre-miRNA processing; siRNA processing
Cellular component (GO): nucleus; RISC complex; cytoplasm
Molecular function (GO): protein binding; DNA binding; ribonuclease III activity
Source: RefSeq, a predicted model, not a curated record